Messenger RNA from Arabis nemorensis, 216 nucleotides. NCBI's taxonomy places the organism in Eukaryota, Viridiplantae, Streptophyta, Magnoliopsida, Brassicales, Brassicaceae. The record is from the annotation of a GenBank genome assembly.
AUGAAAAGAGAAGAAGACGGGAUACAAAGCGACUAUGAAGAACCAAUUCAGCAUUGGUACGAAGAGGAUGAUGUCGACGAAGAAGGAACAUGGCAUUAUGAAGACUGCUCAAAAUCGGAUUUUGAAGAUGAACCAUACUAUGAAGAGCUUGAACCAGAACCGCCUGAGUCAUACCACACUAAUAAAGGCUACACCCUAAACCAUGGAUUGAAUUAG